Drosophila biarmipes is the source of this 966-nucleotide messenger RNA. RefSeq lists its product as uncharacterized. Bases 248 to 694 code for a protein of 148 amino acids. NCBI's taxonomy places the organism in Eukaryota, Metazoa, Arthropoda, Insecta, Diptera, Drosophilidae. The transcript has 3 exons. The record is from RefSeq and is a predicted model, not a curated record.
GAGGCAUCACGUAUACGCCGCUCUGGCUGCCGUUGCAUCGGAGAAUUCUGCUGACCCGUAGAAAAAUAAUAACAACGAUAAAUAUAGCUGCAGAAGAACCAAAAAAAAAAAAAAGAACAAGCGAAUCGUACACCCCGCGUGAGUCAAGGAAUUAUGUUUUUUUUUUGGUGUGAAAACCGCCUCACCAUUUCUCCCUUUUUAGCACUUUUGGGCCACGCGUCUUCUGAAGUUCACCAAUGUCAAGUGCAUGGAUUUACCCACUUCACGAGGAUUUACCAAGUACGAGUACUGUCGUUUGAAAGUGGUACGCAGGAAUCACGUGGAACUUUCGCUGAAGGUCAGCCUCUUGCAGCUUCCUAUACGUAACUUGACCGCCAGAUUACAAUGCUUUCAAAGGCGGGAUGGCUAUCGACCCUUCAUGUACAAUGUGCUCUUUGAUUUCUGCAAACUAAUGGCCAGUAGCAGUUACAAGUUGUCCUUUGAAAGAUUUAUUUUUGAUGCCAUCCGGAAGCAGAGCAACUUUAAUCAAACUUGUCCGUGGAAAGAGAACCACAUGACGGUUGAGAAGUUCGCCCUGGAUCUCAGCAAGAUCAACAUGCCGGUGCCCGGCGGAACGUACCGCCUGGAUUUCACCUUUUAUGCGUACGGCGUCGCUCGUACAUUGACACAGGUGUUUUUCGAGAAAAUCGAGUGAGACUUCGGGCGUCACCGCCAGCUUGUUCUAAGUUCUGUUCAAAACGGCCUAGAUUGCGCAAGUCAAGAGCUCCAAAUACACUCAAUGGAAUGGCAUCACUGGUUCUCAAUUUGCAUAGAGCAACGAUUUGAUUUCCUUGCCGUAAUAAAAAGUCUGUGUGGCAAGUUGAAGUCAAUCAAGUCAAUAAACAAUUACGGGCAGUGGAAAAUUUUUUAGAGGGCUCGGCCUAGGCACAGUGGGAGAAAAAAAGUCUGCCCGUUGGGGAAAUGACA